This is a messenger RNA of Amoebophrya sp. A25, 2465 nucleotides long. The record is from the annotation of a GenBank genome assembly. Lineage: Eukaryota; Dinophyceae; Syndiniales; Amoebophryaceae.
AAGUGGAGAAGUCGUGAAAGAAACUUUUUUUCGCAUGAACAUGGCGUCUCCAGGUAAUUCUAAGAGUUGUAAAAGCAAGACUGACCAUGAAAAAAAUGAUGACCAUUCGAACAAAAACGAAAACCACGUGUCUACUUCGGCAAAGACGGCGUCGUCGGGUAUAUCACGGUCGAUAUUCGAUCCCUUAUCGCGACAACAUAGCGACCAGAAGGAUGGAGCUCCUGCCAAGAACCAGAACCAGGUCCAUCGCAGGGGCGAAGCACCGACCUCUAACUCUGGUGCCUUGGGUUUUUUUCCACAUCAUCUUCAAGAAACAACAAAUAGUGUUAGUGCAAGUGCAGCCGUCCCCGCCUCAACGGCUUUGAUUACACGUCUUACCGCAGAUGUAGAGCGUUUGCAAGGUAAAAUACUGCGCAUGCAGGAUGUGCAUGCUAAGGAAGUGCAAAAGUACAAACAGCGAAUCUGUAAGUUGGAGGAACAGGUACGACAAUCUUCGAGAAAUGUCGCAGUGUCUUCGUCGUCCAGUGCGUCGACGUCAUCGAUCACGCCUAAGGCAGCUAGAGAAGGGUCUUCUGGAGUGAAUGGUCGCAAGGUAGUUGUACAAGAAGGACAACUACAGGGAGGAGGUUUCUUGAGCAGCAGUUAUACUAGUCCUCCGACGACUUCGGCUUCGCAUUUACCAGUACCGCACUCUGUUGUAGGUCAACAUCAACGAGAAAUCAGUACGAACAACAGGAACAACAUUCAGACACCUCAACCAGUACUAGAAUCCGUUUCUGCACCAGGUUCUGCGUUCAAGAAACAGGGUAUCGCACCCCGAGUGCCGGGACCUGCAAUCACUCCUGAACUUGCUGAUUUCGUCAAUCUUCAUGCAGAUGAACUACAACCUAAAAAAAGGUCCAAUUUCGUUGAUAUCGAAUCCUUACUGCGACAUGGAAGACGAUCCGAGCCGCCAGGGAGAAAGCCCUCAUCGAGGAAGAAGAAAUAUUAUGGUCAGCUUUUUUCCAUCAUUCUCGGCAUCUUGGUCCCCUUUUCCCUUGUAUUCUCGUGAAAUACAAGGUAAAAGGGACCCCAAGAAAAGGGAGGCCGAGACGCAAUCUAGCAGACUCUAAAAAUCCUUCUCACAUACUCGAAGUACUAGUAACUUCAACGUCAAGAAGGACCACAUGAAAGCUGGAGGAACAAACUACUCUGGCUCUUCUUCGUCGUCCUCGUCCUCAUCUUCUUCCUCGUUGCUGCUACAACAACAAAGAGCAGGCGAAACAUCUAGAAGACAUGAUGCUGCAGGGGUCAGAAGUGGGGGUCUUGGUGUACAAAAUGUUGUACCUCCACUAGUAGCUGGAUCUUCUUGUUCUACAACAAGUAGUACUACGACAGCAGGAGCACCAACAUCGGCGGCUCGAGAUAAAAAAGAUAAUCUUCAUAAUUAUUAAGGCUCAGCUUUCAAUGGUCAUUGGGGUUGGUCACUGAGAUCGAAGAAGCGACCCCUUUGGAAAACAGGGGAAAAGGAAGGGAAAGGAGGGAGCUUUAAAGGGGGUCUCUUCCGUUCAGCAUCAGUGACCAUUGAAUGCUGAGCUUUAAAAUUAUGAGAAUUCACGACAAGGAGCACAACCACAGAACUAUCUUCAUAAUGAUGAGAAUUCACGACAAGGUCAAGGAGCACAACCACAGCUCCAUAUUAAUGUUGAUGAGAAUUUACGACAAGGAGAACAACCACAGAACUAUCUUCAUAAUGAUGAGAAUUCACGACAAGGAGCACAACCACAGCUCCUGGCCACCUUGAAGAUCAACUGUCCAGGACCUCUAGACCACAAUCCACCGCCCGUUCCAGAGAACGUUUGGGCUCGCAUCGCGUAUGUUAAGGUCCAUCAACUUGUUUCAUUGCUCAUAGAGGUUCGUUGGCCACUGAAAUCGAAGAGGGCCCCCUUGAGAGAACAGGGGAAAACAAGUGAGGGAAAACAAGUAGAGAGAUGCAGUGGGGUCCCUCCCGUUCAGAGUCAGUGACCAAUGACAACUGCUGACCUUUAAGUAUGAGCGUGAAAACCCAGAGUUUCGUGAGCCGAUGCCAAAACGACAGCGCACCCAAGUAGACGAGUAUCCUAUGUGCUAUACGCCAUCUGGGUUUUGGGAACUAGGAUUUGCGAAGACACAACAAACUGGGACCUUCUUGGUUAGUGACGUGGCCUCCAAGGAGCUUGAUGGUGGAGUAAAUGAGCAACUACAUCAUCUUCAUCAAGAGCAGAGAAAUGACCUUGGUAAAGUUAACGAUAGAGGUGGACACGAGGAAGGGGAAGAAGGUCAAGGCUUAUUGAAGGAUAAGAAGAGUAGUAGUAGCUCUAGCUCGUCUACGUCCAUACUGCAACUAAAUCCUGCUUUCUGAGGGACCACAAUUAGCGAAUCAAGCAAAAGAAAGUAUUCGUCUUCGAGAAGUGUAAGUCGAUGAAGUGUAAUUUCGACAAUAGAAC